AUGGCGACCGCCGAGGAUGGGGGAGCGGAGAGUGAUGUCGAAGGGGAGACUGUCGUCGCGAAAGGGAUGAGUGAGGAGGAGUACGACGAGAAGGUGCUCCGGCCUCAGCUCGCAAACUUGGAGAAGCUGCAGGACCGCUUGGAAGCAGAGUAUCGGGAACGCCAUCAGAAGGAGGGGACACGGUGGGGCCGUGUGGAGACGGCGGAUUCCAACUGGUCCAAAGCGAACAUGGAGAGGCAGAACGUAACCAGUGAGCCUCCCUCCUAUCUCGCCUCGCCAUCGCAAGCCGUCGCCGCGCACAGUCCAGAGCGCAAGAACAAGGACGCGCGGAAGGACAGGAAUGAUCACGUUCCCGGGGGGCUCAGUGCUUUCGUUGGCGUGGCGCUUCCUGCCCUUGUACCCGAGAAGAAGCGAGGAAGGCCCCCCAAGGCUAAGGGACCGGGCGAGGCUGAGCCAGGGCCCAAGAAGAAGCGUGGACGGCCUCGCAAGAAUCCCAUUCCAGUAGACCCCUCGCUCUCGGUGCCCUCUGCUGGUUCCUCCUCCGCGCUUGGCGUUCCAUCCAGCUCUCUCGCCCCCUCGUCUCUAUGUUGA
Molecule: messenger RNA, 591 nt
Organism: Cryptococcus wingfieldii CBS 7118
Lineage: Eukaryota; Fungi; Basidiomycota; Tremellomycetes; Tremellales; Cryptococcaceae
Exons: 2
Coding region: 1-591 (196 amino acids)
Molecular function (GO): DNA binding
Source: RefSeq, a predicted model, not a curated record